Desarmillaria tabescens is the source of this 459-nucleotide messenger RNA. RefSeq lists its product as uncharacterized. The transcript has a single exon. The record is from RefSeq and is a predicted model, not a curated record. Bases 1 to 459 code for a protein of 152 amino acids. Lineage: Eukaryota; Fungi; Basidiomycota; Agaricomycetes; Agaricales; Physalacriaceae.
AUGGAUACAUACUUCAAGAUCUGUCAGGCAAAGGAGGAAAUCAAGCGCCUCAACAUCGAGAUUCAGCGAGUAAUUACCUAUAUGCACAUCGAAGAUACAUAUCUCCGUCGCCGAGAGGGAGCAAUUGCCGAAACAGAGCCUGCCUUGGCAUUUCAGAUAUCGAGAUAUCGUCAGGAUAGGGAACGCUUCUAUGCCGCGCAUAUGCACCGUUUCUAUGCCUUGUCGAAGGAUGCUGGUUUCACUGGAAGUGUGGAAGUAGGGGUAGCAGCUGCGCGACUUUCUGGGUUUGGGUUGGAAGAUCGUGAUGGCAAUGACAUGAGCAUAGAUCAUGAAUAUGCUGUUGUCAGUAGGAUUUCCGAUGCAGAUAGCGAUGAUAGCGAUUAUGAGGAUGGUGAAGAUGCAGUACAUGAGCAAGUACAAGCCAUUAUGCAGGUUUCAGAAGAUACUACAAGGGAAUGA